GCAUAAAUGCCGUGUUUUUGUCCCAGUGGAGUCAGCGUGGAAUUCCCCCUUAUCCCAGCUUUAACACCAACUCCGCAUGCACAUCACCAGGGCCCAGAUUCCCAAACCAAUAUUAAGCUAAACCCAAACUAAAAUCACUUUGCUAUGAUGAUUUACUAUUGGGACUGUAGAUUAGUUCAAGACUAGACUUAAUCAAGCCCAGAAAACCAGCCCCGUAAGAACUAACUAAGCACAGGUCACUUCACUGUUAGCACGCAGCUUUAAUUCAGCCCAGUGUUCAGUGUAACAUGUUUCAAUUCUUCUUUAGUUUCUUCUCUACUGCUGUUACUGGUGGACUCACUGGUAGAAGCCGUGGAGUCCUGCACGGGUCUGGUCUCACUGUAUCCACAUGUGAUGUUUUAUGUCCUUGGUACCGGAUAAAAAUGCAUGUUACGUGUGUGUUAUACAGGUUACACGUGUGUUACACAUGUAUUACAUUAACAUAUGAAGCCUGUAUAUUAAUCCAUGUAAACACAGUAAGGCUUAAAGGCUAAGCACCAGCUGAUAUGAGUGUCACACACAUGAAUACAGUGAAAACUGAGUUUCUAACUUGUGAUUAUGAAUAGUAAGUAAUACAGCUUAAAAAAAUGUAGUUUUGCCUCUCCGGCUGUCAUAAGCGUCAUCCGUCUGACAUAGAUAGUGGACAACAACUCAAGAAGUUUAACUGUAGGUGACACAGAAUGACAGAGAUGUGUUGUCUUUGGCUGCAGUAAUUCAAUGUACAGUGGGACCCCCGAGUUCAAAUAGCCCAAAGAUCCCAAAAUAUCCAAAAAAUGGACACAAUAUGUCAGCAUUAAAAGGGCACAUUGCAAAAGACCAUCAGCUUCUCCGCUACACGAUGGGUUAUUCAAAAACACAUAUUGGACCACUAAAGCAACUGCCUUCACUGGCUGAGCUAAGACUGGUUAUUAGCUAAAUGGAGCACUGCUAAGCUAACUAGUUAAAUAGCUAGAACAUGACAAGCUAGUAAAAUGAGAAAUAUAACCAGUAGCUGACUAGCUAAUUGAACGCCCCUGCUAUAAAUACUUGCUAAUAAAAGAUUACUUUUAGUAAUAGUUUUUACUUUUAGGAUCAGUUUUCAGUAUAAUGGCUCACAUAAAAGCGUUUUACCAGUCUGAAUUCCCAGUUCUGACUGGGUCAGGCUGCUGUCUGGUGCAGCUUCUUCCAUCUCGGGCUCCAAUCUAAAUGAUUGACUUUCACUGGUAUGAUACAGUGUCACCCCCACUGUAACUGCAGGCUCAUCAUCUUCAUCAAAUUAAAAAUAUCUCUGGAAUCUGAAGAACCAGCUCAGUCAUAGUGGUGUUUGAUUGCUGCGUUAUUCACUGUUGUCCAGCUUUCUGGUAUUUUCGGAGCGACAUCUUCUGACAUUUUCCGUUAAUUUACUUGAAUUCAUAAUUUUUAUAGAAAUGGACAUGUUGUUUUCAUUUUAAUUCACAUAUCCAUAUCUGCAGUAGCUAAGAUGAUGAGAUGUUCAGGGAGGUUCAUUAGGUGCUGCUUAGCCUUUAAAUAUCCAGAAAACUGAUGUCAGUUCAAUCAGUGCUUUGUUGUUGUUGUUGUUGUUGUUGUUUGUUUGUUUGUUUUCUUGGGUGAAUUUUGCCUGUUUCUGGUUAUUAUAAGUAUUGCAGUAUUUUGAAUGUGUGUGAAAUGUGGCAGGUGAUGGCCAAGUAUGAGGAGCUGUAUGGUCUGGCCCGGCUCAGGGAGCUCCUGGGUUUGGACCACAGUGCGCUGGGCUUCUGCUCAGAGACCAAGAGCUGUAGGAGAGAGGGCCGGCAAGAGCUCCUCAGCGCUCGAUGGAGUGCCUGUGAUAUGAAGUAUCAGAUGUGGAAACUGGGAGUUGUGUUCACUGACAGUUCCUUCCUGUACCUUUUCUGCUACGCGCUUCUCUCAGUGCUGGGCCACUAUAAUAGCUUCUUCUUCGCUGCUCACCUGCUGGACAUUGCCAUGGGCGUCAAAACACUACGCACCAUCCUGUCCUCAGUCACACAUAAUGGCAAACAGCUGGUCCUGACGGUGGGCUUACUGGCAGUGGUGGUGUAUCUCUACACUGUGGUAGCCUUCAACUUCUUCCGCAGAUUUUAUAACAAAACUGAAGACAGUGGAUCGCUGGACAUGAAGUGUGAUGACAUGCUGACAUGUUACAUGUUCCACAUGUACGUGGGGGUCAGGGCAGGAGGCGGGAUCGGCGACGAGAUCGAGGACCCGUCGGGAGACGACUUUGAGUUCCACCGCAUCGUCUUUGACAUCACCUUCUUCUUCUUCGUCAUCGUCAUCCUCCUGGCCAUCAUCCAGGGUCUGAUCAUUGAUGCGUUUGGAGAAUUGAGAGAUCAGCAGGACCAGGUGAGGGAGGACAUGGAGACGAAGUGUUUUAUCUGUGGCGUUGGGAGCGAGUACUUCGACACGGUGCCCCACGGCUUCGAGUCCCACACGCUGCAGGAACACAACCUGGCCAACUACCUGUUCUUUCUGAUGUAUCUGAUCAAUAAAGACGUGACUGAACACACAGGGCAGGAGUCCUAUGUAUGGAAGAUGUACCAGGAACGCUGCUGGGAAUUUUUUCCAGUCGGAGACUGCUUCCGCAAACAGUACGAGGAUCAGCUUGCGUAGAAGGUUGCUGUAAAUAUUUACAUGUGAAAGCGUUAACUCUCACAGAAACAUGCCAGCUUUGGAGAACGUUCCAGCUGUGGAAAACGUUCCAGCACACUUGCCAAUGCUGUGGAUGAAUACGGCUCCAGUCAUGGACUCAACCACUAGACCUCAUUAUAUCUGUGAUGAACUGCUGUCUGGAUUCUCUAGCAGGUGUUUUGUUUAUUUUGCUGUCUAUUGUUUGUUGUUUUGUUUAUUGUUUGCUUGUUGUACUGGCAAAAUUUACCGACGUGUCAUUGGUAUACACAAAGCUUAACAUUGUUGAUCUGCAUGCUGCCAAAUCCUGUGAACCCAGCAAAUGUUUUUAAAAAGGGCUCUGUGGUACUGGGGUUGUGACGAGCGGGUUCGUUCCUGCGUUUUGGUUCGUGUGGUUCAGGUAGUCCCGUGGCGUCUUUACGCAUGUUUGUUGCUGUUUAUGAAAAGUUUGCAGUAUUUUGGUUACAUGUUCCUGCAGCCUGUGUUUGUUUAUUCCUCAUCACGGGGUGUAGAAUCUCCACCCCUUCGGUUAAUCAGUCAAAUCCAACAGAAUCUCUUGACUGCAGAUUCUGUAGGAUUUUGCGGUCACACCCAUUAAGGUGAAGACCAGAUUUGGUUCAGAAAGUACAGCACAAUCACCCCUGUUGUAAUCUGCCCAGCGUCUUCCUGAAGUGAACGUUCCAAAUCAAAUUGGUUUCAUAUACCUUCUCAUUCAGUUCAUCUGCGUGUACAUAUUCUUCAUGUCAUCGUGUAUUGUAUUGUAGACCUUUUCUAAAGGAAGGGCAAACCUGUCAGAUCUGAGUGCCGGCGCCCUCUGCUGCUCAGUGUGAGCGUGCUGAAUGUAAGAGUCACGGAGAACAUCCUUUCAUAUUUAAAUUCAGACGGAUUAGGCUGUUCCAGUUCUCUGCUGCACCCCUCCCUCCCUCCCCUCUGGUUGAACCGUCUCCCGCGUUCCCUCUCUCUCUCUUUCUCUCCGGGUAUUUGGCAUCCAGCUCACACUGCCGUGUGGGCUUCCACCUUCAGCCAUUUCCCGCUCUUCACAUUCCAAAAUCAUUUUCCUGCGUCAUCUUUCUCCCCAAUUUUGUUCUUCCUUGUUCUUUUUUCAUCCCUUCUUCCCUCUCUCUAUAUAUCCUUCUCUCUCUCUCUCUCUCUCUCUCUCUCUCUCUCUCUCUCUCUCUCUCUCUCUCUCUCUCUCUCUCUCUCUCGUUGUCCUGUCUCUAUGGACUCUAGGCAUCAGCUAUCAUGAGCAUGAAAUUAAACAGUGAAAUGAACCAGCAUCUGUGUCCCUCUGCGGCCUCUCCGGGCCGAGCCGCCCUGCUUCCCACUGGCCCAUCCCACCAGCAAUCAAACCAAUCGAGUGUGUGUGUGCGCGCGCGCUGCUCCAUAAACCUCAUUAUCUGCAAGAAAAAGAACAUGACAUCUUAGCAUCUUAUUAUCUUUAUCUUCAGAGAGAGAAGGUGAGAUGGACGAAGCGACCAGGUUGCAUAAUCUCCAAAAACACGAGCUGCAGAUGUUUCUGUCUGUAGCAGGCAGAGCAGGGCUGUUCCCCUGAGGCUCUGUGUUCUGGUAUAAAUAAGGAUCACUGACCACCGUAAGAAAACACUCUUCUGAUUCGCUUUUAAUGAAGACAAACCACAAUGACCUAAAACUCCAGACCCCACAAAAAGGUAUGCACUUUCUGCUUAGAAUCUAUGACCCUUCACCAUUAAUCAACUGCUGGUUGUUUCUGUGUGUGGUUCGGAAGACGGUUCAGCCUACUGUAAGAUGAAUGACCACCUGUUGAGGAUGACGAUGGCCCUCCUUGACCACUGGUGUGCCCAUAAUGGCUGCCAGUGUGUGUGGGCGAGAAAGACUGGACGUGACUGGUGGAUGGCAGAGAGAUGGUAGUCUGGGUAAUGUGGUGUGUGGUUCAUACCCCUGCUGACUUCUGUCUGUUCAUGGUUGCGUCUCCUGUGUUUGAGGCUAAAGCAGUGCGGCACUCAGAAACGCAAAUACAUGCUUACAGAAGUCGUAACCAAUGAACUGCAGGAAUUUUAACCUUUGGAUUUCAUGCAAACGGAGUCCUUAGAAAAAACGAAAAAAGAUGGCUAAAAGACCUCCCAGCUAGCCAGGGCUAACCACACUUACUCACACUGUUUACAGAAAUGGAGUUGGUGCUAUGGGGUCUUACAGCAUCUGUGAUGGCCGCGUGCCACAGGGCAUGGAGCAAGAUGCACAGAUGUCUCCACAGAGAUGGAGAACCACAUCAAACUACCUACAGACACACACACACACACACACACACAAAACAUUAAACAUGAUACAUCUAACAGCUAACAUGAACAUGCACAUGAACAAUGACCCACAUCAAACUACCCCCCCCACACAUACAGGGGUUUACAUACAUACAUAACUGAAACAAAGUAGCACUGGCAGGUGUGUGAUAAGUUACAAACACGACACAAGUCAAAAUUAGCACAGUCAACAGUGAACUCCCAGUGUGCGUGGUGGGCCGUACCAUGUGAUCAGUGGGAAGGGGAGCAUACCGUGACAGAAUUUUAUUUUCUUUUAUUUUCUUUUUUCACUACACUUAGUCUUGCAUUGGCAUGAAAAUACACUCUCGAUGUGUCUGGCAGUUUUCCGGCUGUUACAUCCAGGAGGGAAACGUUUCAAAUGUAGAACCAAAAAAACAGCCAGAGAAAUGAAAUGCACGAUAGUAGCUUGAGAGAGAAAAACUGGCGUGAUUCAUUAGCACAAAUGCAAACAAUGUAUGUACCAUUCAGGCCAGCAGACAGCAGAAUCAGAAAUGCACAAGAAAUGGGGUGUGUUCACACAACUUUAUUCUCUCAAGUUUAGGCUUCAGAGAGAGAUUUCCACCACAUAGACGCCAGAGCAACAUCAAACAACUGUGAAGGCAUGUUUCCUAAUGUAAUUCAUCUGAAUAACAGAAUCUGAGCUAAAGUUUGGUCAGUGUUACCAUGGCAAUAGGUUAACCCAAGUUUGCUCAAUACACUUGCAAAGGUUGUCAAUUCCCUCCUGUUGAAAUACGGACAAAACUUCCACUCCUGGACGCUUUCUAGCGAACCUGGACCAAGUUCCCAGAGAAACCUCGGUAUGAGAACAUACUGAGAGAUCUUUCAGUUUUAGUUGUGUCUUGCAGUAGUUUGUGUGUUAAUAAAUAGAUUUAUUUUCACCAAGUUGUCUGACUUGAUGUCACGAACGUAGUUCCUCUCCACAGACUUUUUAGUUAACUGAUGUUUUGAGGUAUUUUGUUUAAUAGUUGCAUUUGGUGUAUUUGUUUGAUUUAGUCUCGUGGUGUCCUUUGCUGGUCUGCGUGUCACUGUUAUCAUAUAUUCACACCCAAUUUCAGUUCUUUCCCUGUUGUCGUCUGUUAAAUAAAAGAUCAUUUACUUCGGAGGAA
Electrophorus electricus (electric eel) is the source of this 6058-nucleotide messenger RNA. NCBI's taxonomy places the organism in Eukaryota, Metazoa, Chordata, Actinopteri, Gymnotiformes, Gymnotidae. The record is from RefSeq and is a predicted model, not a curated record.